This is a messenger RNA of Fusarium redolens, 624 nucleotides long. RefSeq lists its product as uncharacterized. The record is from RefSeq and is a predicted model, not a curated record. Bases 1 to 624 code for a protein of 207 amino acids. NCBI's taxonomy places the organism in Eukaryota, Fungi, Ascomycota, Sordariomycetes, Hypocreales, Nectriaceae. The transcript has 2 exons.
AUGUCUAUAUCCGACACGGUCCUCCCAAGCAUUGAAGACCCAGAUUUCCUCACAACUUUUCCGAGCCCAGCCCCCAGUCCCAACAACCUAGAAAUGUCUCACAGUCCCGAUAUAGAACGGCUGUUGGAGACGUUCCCUGACAUUGAUGUCGAGAAAGUCCGUGACAUCAUGGCGAAACAGAUGCGCGAGUCCUCUCAACGCAUUAGCAAGCGUCUUGCUAGUCGUUCUGGCUGGUUCUGUCAGAAGCAGGGCCUGAGAAACCUCUUCAAGGACAUCCAUCUCAACGACACUCAGGAGGUCAUCAACAAAGAUGUCCGUCUCUAUCGAAACAUCAGCCAGAAGCACGGUGCCCAACACACGCUGGAAUGGGCCGAGCAGAGGGGCAACAACAUCAUGAUUGUUAGCCGUCUAUCUCGCAACAUGGGCAAGCACCGGAGCCAAAAGAGGCUCAAGCUCUGGACCGGGUUCCACAAACACAUACGCGACGUUAUCAACGAGCGAAUACAAGAGAUCGAGAGCGGCAAAGGGGAGCUUGCGAGAGCCUUCCACAUUAUUCAAGUCACAAAUACACCCCGAGAGGUAGCCUGGCACCUCAUUCGCAAGCAUCCAGGGACAUGCACCUAG